CCAACAUUACAUAAAUACUCAUACCAGUAUUAUGAGUCCAUUCUAUCUUUUAGUAGGAAGAAGAAGAAAAAAUAAUUCGCGAAUCAGAUGUCACGCAGAUGCGUGACGUAGUUUGUUCAGUGUUCAGCGAGCUAAGAAAGAACAUGGCGACUGACGAGGAUUCGGAAGAUUAUUUUGUUCGAGAAAUAGAGAAAAAUGACGGCUCUGUUUUAAGAAUGUAUCAGUGCAGCAAAGGGGACGUGGGCUGUGUAGUAUGGGACGCUGCUAUUGUCCUGUCAAAAUACCUCGAAACGGAACAAUUUUGCUGUGUUCAGUCUGGUGUUAGUACGUGGUCCUCGAAGAACAUUAUUGAACUGGGCGCAGGAACAGGACUCGUGGGUCUCGUGGCUGCAACUCUGGGGGGAGGAAAUGUCGAAGAAUUUCUACCUCCUCCUCAUUAUAUUCUGAUGGCUGAUUGUAUCUACUAUGAGCAGUCUGUGGAGCCACUGGUGGAGACUCUGAAACUCUUGGCUGGACCAGAGACGUGUAUCAUCUGUUGCUAUGAGCAACGCACUGUUGGUGUAAAUCCUGAAAUAGAAAAGAGAUUCUUUGAGCUACUUCUGCAAGAAUUCCAGUCAGAGGAGAUCCCAUCUGAGAAACAAGACCCUGAGUUCAACAGUCCUGACAUUCGCAUUCUCCACCUGCGACGAAGAGUCGACUGAAUGGCUUUAUUUGCUCUUCUGUUUGAAAUGGCGAGGAUGGGUUGUGUGUGUUUGUGUUUCAAUGGACUGUGGUGUUGUUGGUCAGAUGUUUGACACUGAACCAUAUGAAUACAAACUGUUUUUAAGUGCUUAUUAUGUGGUAUGGGAGGUCGGCCUUAAUGUGAGCUUAUGUGUCUUUGCAGACAAACAG
Molecule: messenger RNA, 891 nt
Organism: Sinocyclocheilus rhinocerous
Lineage: Eukaryota; Metazoa; Chordata; Actinopteri; Cypriniformes; Cyprinidae
Product: protein-lysine methyltransferase METTL21D-like
Exons: 4
Coding region: 99-701 (200 amino acids)
Biological process (GO): peptidyl-lysine trimethylation
Cellular component (GO): cytosol; protein-containing complex
Source: RefSeq, a predicted model, not a curated record